Messenger RNA from Osmia lignaria (orchard mason bee), 2525 nucleotides. RefSeq names its product serine protease gd. The record is from RefSeq and is a predicted model, not a curated record. Gene Ontology annotation, molecular function: serine-type endopeptidase activity. Gene Ontology annotation, biological process: proteolysis. NCBI's taxonomy places the organism in Eukaryota, Metazoa, Arthropoda, Insecta, Hymenoptera, Megachilidae.
AGGGCCAUAGUGGCAAACUCGUCAAACCGUGUCUUUUUCUUCGUCCUGGCUCGCGGUCAUUACGCGGGAUAGAGGUUCGGAUCAUACGAAUGAAGCGUUCAAAAAGGAGGCCUCACCGGGGAUGCCCCACUACCAUGAAAGCCUGCGUCGCGAAGAAGCAAUGAAGCGUUGAGACGCGAACACCGACAGUGUCGGGUAGUUUUUAUUACGACUAAGAUCAUUUACGUUUGAAAAGGUGAUUGACUAAUAACGUAAAUAAAUUCACGUGAGUAGAAUUUGUCGGCUGACCGGACCAAAAGGAUCCGAGGAAUUCCUCUGUGGUUUUCCGUCAGUUGAAGCGUAAAUAACGAUGAACGUACGCCGUUUCCUCGCAGUGAACACAGGAACGGUAUCGAGAGAAUCGUUCGGUGAUUCGAUUAGGUCGAGAGGGUUUCGUGUGUUCCGCACGUUAGAGUCAAGGCUCGUGCGAUAAUUGUGACAGUGAUUGAUUCGUGCAGUUCCGAAGAAUCUACGAGGCUGCGAAGAUUCGUCGGUUAUGGGAACGGGAAAACCGGUUGACAUGAUCGUGCACGUUGAAGUUUGUGUAGCGACACGCGUUUGAUCGGUACCUUGGUUAUAUCAGAGAAAGUCGGACAAAAUGUGAAGAGAAAGCGAUUGUAAUUUUACCGAUCGAGGAAAACGAUGAAUUGUGCCGAUUUUCCUUUAAACGCGAUUAUUCAUACUACGACGUUCGAUCUUUGACAGAGGUUAUCGUUUGUGAGGGUACCAAGAUGAUCAGCGUAAUCGUUCAGGUGGCGCUGUUGGUGCAUUUUCUUCAGCUGAUCGUCCAGGUAACGGGUCAAUCGCCGUGUCCUAACUACUUCCGGUACAUUCAGGAUGAUCAUACAAACGAAGUGAUUGGUUAUAUUGAGAUACCAUCGCCUCCGAAAGGAGUUGCUUUGCAAUUAAGUGUCACUUUAAGCAUCGCCGUUGCAUUACCAUCGAAAUAUGUUGGUCGACUUGAAUUAGCGAAGUCGAGGGAGGAGUCGGUUAGAGCUGUAAGGCAGGGCAGGCCCCUGAUGUACAAAAUCCAUUUCCCUCUUCGUCGACCAAUUCCCGUCUUAACUGGUUUAUGGUUCAAUAAUCAGUUGAUCUGUUCCGGUCAACGUGCAACCGGACCAAUUGUAACAUCUAUCGUCUUGAACCACACCCUGUAUCCACCGGGGGUAUUGCCCCUUUCCGAGGAUCAAGGGAAUAUGAUUCCAAAUUAUCCAAAGAUAGAUAACGUAUCUCAAAAUUAUCCGAAAGUAAAUAACGUAUCAUCAGAUUAUCCCAAGGUAGACAAUAUACCUCCAAAUUAUCCAAAAAUAGAUACGUCACCUUCUCCGCCUGUUUCGCCUGAAACGCCAAUUUUUGAACCCUUUUUACCGCCGAACACAGUGGUACCAAAUGGUACACCUAAGCCACCUCCCAGCAACGGAAACAAUAAUUUCGAAUGUGGACGUAGCAGUAACACGAUCAAGAUUAACCCUUUAGUUGCCGGAGGUGUGAAAGCAUCCCCUGGUCAUUGGCCCUGGCUGGUUGCAAUUUUUAUUGUGAAAUUCGACUUUAUGUUCCAGUGCGCGGGCACAUUGGUGACUAAUACUCAUAUUAUUACAGCUGCGCACUGUUUUCAAUUAGAUGACACGAACCUACCUUCUGGAACAUUGUUGGUGUCCUUGGGUCGGUAUCGUCUUCGAGAUUGGAGAGAGAAGGGUUCAGUAAACCGGGAAGUCGCCGAAUACAGGCUUCAUCCUGAUUAUAAUACCAGUGGUAACGCGGAUGCUGACCUAGCCGUGUUGAUUCUACGAGAAAGGGUGGAAUACAGCGCGGUGAUUAAGCCAAUUUGUCUUUGGUCAGGAGCCAUCAAUCUGGAGAGCGUUGUGGGGAAGUAUGGAUACGUGGUGGGCUGGGGACGUGAUGAAUUGGGGAAUCCUUAUGUUCAAGAACCUCGGCAGACCAGAUCACCGAUAGUAUCUCAGGAAGUUUGCCUCUGGAGCAACGAAAAUUUCGUUUCAUUUACCUCGAACCGGACGUUUUGCGCCGGUUUACGAAACGGAAGUGGUCCCUGCAACGGCGACAGCGGAAGUGGCUUCGUGAUGUUCGAUAGCAAAACGGAACGUUUUUAUCUUCGAGGGGUCGUCUCGAGAUCACUUUUGGACAGCAGUACUAUGUCCUGCGAUCUAAAGCAAUACAUUGUCUAUGUGGACGUCGCCAAACAUUUGGACUGGAUACGAAACCAGACCUCCACGUAGAUUAACGAUCUGUAACAAUAAAUAUGCUAGUCGACCAGCUUUUUUGUAUAAAUUAUUUUAACGAUAUCAAAAUCUUUGAAUAGUUGAUUGUAAUUUGUAAGAUACUGAAUCGAUAGGUCGAUUAAUUGACGAUAUUGUUAUUCCUUUCUGUACCGGUGUCUUUAAAUAUAUUUUGUCAUAUUAAUGGAAGGAUCGAAAUAACUGCAACUCUUCUCGUAAUAUUAAACAUUCUUGUUUUAAUCAUAUUUCAAU